AUGUCUGACGCUCGCAAGGGCACGUCGUCGUCUCCGGCGCCGGCGACGCCAGCUGGCAAAAAGGCCGGCGCGUCCGGGACACCCAAAGUGAAGAACGACGAGGAGGCCACGAUUAAGGUGGCAUCAAAGAAGGACAAAGACAGCAAGGAUAAGGACAGCAAGGACAGCAAAGAAGGUGGCCCUGCGUCCAAGCCGAGCGGCACCAUCAAACUGAAGAAGCCCCCGCCGAAGCACAAGCAGCCAGGCAACUGGAAGGAGGGAACUUUUGUGGAUCAAGAAAAGAAGAAGGGCAAGAAUGCCAACUCCGCCAUCCCGGCGCCAUCACCGAGCCCAGUGGUCAACCAGCUCGACGAGACGGCACGCGAAACAUUUGCCACCGGCCGCCCACUCGAAGACGCGCUCAACCUGCAAAUGUGUAAGCACUGCAAGAAGAGCGUACUCGCCACCGCCGCAAAGCAGCAUAUUGCGGCGUGCCUGAAAGUUAAGAAAGAGAAGGCACAGCGGAAGAAGGAAGCGAAGGAGGCCCGCGACCGGGCGCGCGAGCAGCAGCAGCGGGACGAAAAGGAAGCGCAACGCAAGCUAGAGGGCCGUGACAAGGACGACGACUCGAGUGACAGCGACGACGGGAACGACAAGAAGGCGGCGGGAACCGGGACGCCGAGCGGCAAGGGCAAGAAGUCUGCGGCGGCUGCCAAGAAGGGCGACGCGGCGGGCGACUCCAAAACGGGCGCAGCAGCGAACAAGAAGCGCAAGGCCGAAGCCGAGAUUGAAAAGGCAGCGCCGAAGAAGAAAAAGAAGGAGGAGGCCAAGCCCAAGACAGCAAAGCCCAAGGGCCCCGUCGAUGUGGAGCGACAGUGCGGUGUCAUUCUGCCUAACGGUCAGCCGUGUGCCCGCUCUUUGACAUGCAAGAGUCACUCAAUGGGAGCCAAGCGUGCUGUUCCGGGACGGUCGUUGCCGUACGACAUGCUCUUAGCGGCGUACCAGAAGAAGAACCAGGCAAAGCAGCAGAAGGCUGCCAUCGAUGCCAGCGCGCCGGCGGAGGAAGAGGAGGAUCCGAAUGGUGGCAACAUCGACUCGGAUGAAGAGGCGGCGACGGUGAUGAACGCCAUGGCGAACUGGCGACCACGGCCGGUGGUGCCGCAGCACGCGUUUGCACCCAUUAAACGCCAGUAUCAGCUGGCACGGUUGUUUGAACAGCUUAACACGGCGACCAAUGGCGGGCGUGUGAACAUCUUUGGCGUGCGCGGCUACGGAGCACAGAAACUACCCGACGACCACCCGAGUCUUGCUGACAGCGAGGAUGCUAUGGGCGAGCCCGAUCUUGACAUGCUGACGACCAUGAUGCCGCCAGCAGUGCCAGCUUCUGUCGGCCGCGCAACAUCCACGACGCCGGUGCCGCCACCCACAGUCACAUCGACGACGCCAAUACCCGUGCCGGCAACGCCGUCGUCCUCGUCACCACCUGUAGGCAUGCGCAACCAUAGCAGCCCGUCGACGACGCAGAGGCCAGUUCCUGUGGCUGGCCGUGCUUAG
This is a messenger RNA of Sporothrix brasiliensis 5110, 1533 nucleotides long. RefSeq names its product SAGA-associated factor 73. Lineage: Eukaryota; Fungi; Ascomycota; Sordariomycetes; Ophiostomatales; Ophiostomataceae. The record is from RefSeq and is a predicted model, not a curated record. Gene Ontology annotation, cellular component: SAGA complex. The coding region runs from base 1 to 1533 and encodes 510 amino acids. The transcript is spliced from 3 exons. Gene Ontology annotation, biological process: regulatory ncRNA-mediated heterochromatin formation; regulation of transcription by RNA polymerase II; RITS complex assembly.